Messenger RNA from Athene cunicularia (burrowing owl), 3440 nucleotides. RefSeq names its product DIS3 like 3'-5' exoribonuclease 2 (gene DIS3L2). Gene Ontology annotation, biological process: miRNA catabolic process. Gene Ontology annotation, cellular component: P-body; exosome (RNase complex). The coding region runs from base 21 to 3413 and encodes 1130 amino acids. Gene Ontology annotation, molecular function: 3'-5'-RNA exonuclease activity; RNA binding. The transcript has 21 exons. The record is from RefSeq and is a predicted model, not a curated record. NCBI's taxonomy places the organism in Eukaryota, Metazoa, Chordata, Aves, Strigiformes, Strigidae.
UCUGGGCCUUUUACUGCACUAUGGAUCAGCUGGGGUAUGUGAGAAGUGCUGCUUCAACCCAAGGUGCCAAAGAGGGAUUGAGCAAGCCCUCUGCUCCCCAGAAGAAUGCUUAUGCGAGGCUUGUGCAAAAGCACCACAGCGGCCGAUUCCGGUCCUAUUUGAAUCACAUUGCACAGAAGAUGCAGCUGGAAGACAGCAGCUCCAAUGGCUCCAGCUCGGAUCUGGACCUGUCCCUGAGGAGAGGCCUGGUGAAGGAUAGUCCAGCCAGGGAUGGGUUGGAUGUGCACAGCUAUUCACCGGUCAGAACAUCUCACCUGGAACAGCCCAUGCCUGGAGGAUUUGAGACUGAUAAACCCCAAACCACUCUGAACAGAUGUCCCCAUAAAAAAAAUGCCAUUGUUAGUCCAGAAGGAGACCUGGAGGUGGAGGAAGACUAUUACGUACAUCAGCGUGGAGCUGUAGCUGACUUGUUAAAUAUGAGUGAUGCCCUGGGUGGGAGAGUGUCGAAUGGCCUGAGACACCGUGCAGCUCUGCAGAAGUCUUCUGGUUCUGAUGAAAAGGAUGAGGAGGACAUGUGGAGGAAGAAACAUAAGAAACGAGGCAGGUGUCCUGUCAACACAGAUACAGCAGCUGGACACUUGUUGACUGAGCAGUUUAGUGAGGAUGUGCUGGCAGUAAAUGCCAGGAAAAACAGUCACUUUUCUCCAGGUCAAGUCCAAGGUGCAGAAAAGAGAGGGUUUGCAAGGACCAGAAACAACUCUGAAUCUGCAAGAACUCCCCAGAACUUCGAUAGGAAGAGGCAACUCUCUCAAUCGCAGACAGAAACAAUGAACAAUUCAGACAGCAGAAUAAAUCCUAGACAACUGGGAACUCCCAGAGGAGGAUCCUAUGCUGCUGUCCCAACAUCAGGUGAUAGAAAGAAUCUAAAUAAACCCACUCGAGGGAGGAAGAAGAGUAUAUUUGAAGCCUACAUGUCAAAAGAAGAUGUUUCAGCAGGACUGAAAAGGGGAGAGCUAAUUCAGGGACCCUUGAGAAUAAAUCCUAAGAAGUACCAUGAAGCCUUCAUUCCAUCUCCAGAUGGGACUCGCGAUAUCUUUAUUGAUGGAGUGGUUGCUCGCAACAGAGCCCUGAAUGGUGACAUCGUGGUAGUGAAACUGCUUCCCAAGGAGCAAUGGAAGGUAAUAAAGCCAGAUGGUAGUGACAAAGAAACAGAAGCCACGCAUGAAUCAGAUGUCCCUGAGGAUAUGUUGGGGACUUGCAUUCCUCAAGAGACAGUGAAAGGCGAUGCUAAGAGUCCGGAUGUCAUUAUAGAAGCUCAGUUUGAUGAUAAUGAUGCAGAGCAUGGACAAGACCACUUGCAGGAUACCUUGAUUGACGACAUUAAGAAAUUUUCCCUGGAUAGCAGUGAAAAGGCAAAUGCUGUUGGGAUCAGUGGUGUGCACAGAACAAAGCAAGAUGAUGGACCCAAGGUGAAUGAUCCCAGGCUCCUCCCAGAUAAGUUUCUUCAAAGGACAGCCAAGGUGGUCUAUAUUUUGGAAAAGAAACAUUCCCGAGCAGCUACAGGCUUCAUCAAGCUUCUGGCAGACAAGAACAGUGAACUCUUCAAAAGGUGUGCCAUGUUCUCACCUGUGGACCACAGAGUGCCCAGGGCCUACGUAUCCUUGGCUGAUUGCCCUCAGGACUUCGUGACCAGGCCCGAGGACUAUUCAAAUAUGCUCUUCAUCUGUCGCAUAGUGGACUGGAAAGAAGACAGCAACUUUGCAACAGGGCAGCUGGCCAAAAGUCUUGGGCAGGCUGGGGAGAUUGAGCCGGAAACAGAAGGGAUCCUGACGGAGUAUGGUGUGGAUUUCUCUGACUUUUCCCCCAAAGCCCUGGAAUGUCUUCCUCAGAACCUGCCCUGGGUUAUCUCACCAGGAGAGCUGGCCAAAAGAAGAGAUUUAAGGAAAGAAUGCAUUUUCACCAUCGACCCAUCAACUGCCAAAGAUCUUGAUGAUGCUUUGUCCUGUAAACAACUCCCUGACGGGAACUUCGAAGUGGGUGUUCACAUCGCAGAUGUGAGCUACUUUGUACUGGAAGAAACGGCACUGGAUAAAAUAGCGAGUGAAAGAGCAACUAGUGUCUAUCUAGUGCAGAAGGUGAUUCCGAUGCUUCCCAAGCUGCUCUGUGAGGAGUUAUGCAGUCUCAAUCCCAUGCGAGAUAGACUGACGUUCUCUGUGAUGUGGAAGGUGACUCCAGAAGGCAAGAUCCUUGAUGAAUGGCUUGGGCGGACAGUCAUGUGCUCCUGUGUGAAGCUAAGCUAUGAGCAUGCACAGAGUAUAAUUGAAAACCCUGGGAAGGUGUUCUCGCCUGAAGAACUGCCUCCUGUCUCCCCUCAACACUCCAUAGCCGAGAUCCAGCAAGCUGUGCUGAACCUGCAUCGAAUUGCCCAGCACCUCCGCAAACAGCGCUUCAUCGAUGGUGCUCUGCGCUUAGACCAGUUGAAGCUCUCGUUUACCUUGGACCGGGAGAGUGGGAUGCCUCAAGGCUGUUAUAUCUAUCAAUACCGCGACAGCAACAAGCUGGUGGAAGAGUUCAUGCUGCUCGCGAACAUGGCCGUGGCCCAUCAGAUCUACCGCUCCUUCCCUGAGCAGGCCCUGCUUCGCCGCCACCCGCCACCCCAAACCAAGCUGCUGAAAGACCUCAUGGAAUUUUGCAACCAAGUCGGCCUCAACAUUGACUUCAGCAGCGCAGGGACCCUGCAUAAAAGCUUAAAUGAAACAUUUGGUGCUGACAAAUACUCCGAAGCCAGGAAAGAAGUGCUGACCCACAUGUUCUCCAGGCCCAUGCAGAUGGCUCUCUACUUCUGCACCGGUGUCCUGGAGGAUGAGACCCUCUUUCACCACUACGCCCUGAACGUGCCCUUCUACACGCACUUCACCUCGCCCAUCCGCCGCUACGCAGACAUCAUCGUGCACCGUCUGCUCUCCGCCUCGCUCGGUGUCAGCUCCCCCAUCAAGAUGGAGAAAGAGGCCAUCCAGAGGCAGGCAGAUCGCUGCAAUGACCGGAAGAUGGCUUCCAAAAGGGUGCAGGAGCUCAGCGCUGACCUCUUCUUCGCCGUCUUCGUCCGGGAGUGUGGUCCUUUGGAGUCAGAGGCCAUGGUGAUGGGUGUCCUGAACGAGGCCUUUGAUGUCUUGGUGCUGAAGUUUGGAGUCCAGAAGCGCAUCUACUGCAAUGCACUGCCCCUGCUGGGCUUCCACUUCCAGAAGGUGGGGAGGAAGCCGGAGCUGACGCUCAUGUGGGAGCCAGAGAAGCCAGAGCAAGAAUCUGUGCCCCAGGUGAUCAGCAUUUUCACACUGGUGGAGGUUGUGCUGACGUCGGAUGGAGUCCCACUUAAGUACAGUGCCCUGCUCAAGAGACCGAGCUCGGAGAAGUGAGCGCCCUGGGCUGUGCCUGCUCCCCGC